Messenger RNA from Dentiscutata heterogama, 1407 nucleotides. Lineage: Eukaryota; Fungi; Glomeromycota; Glomeromycetes; Diversisporales; Gigasporaceae. The record is from the annotation of a GenBank genome assembly.
AUGACUAUUAAAUAUACUCAUCAUACAAAUCAUAUUCCCGGAUCUAAUAAUGACAUUGGCAACCUGAGAAUUUCGAAUGAAGUUCGUAAUUGGAUUGCUGACAGAAUUCGUGAUGGCCUAAAUGUUAAAGGAAUUCAUCGGUUAUUUCAAAAAAGGGCACGUGACAUAUCAAAAAUCUGGCAAGAGCAUGACAAAAAAAAUGCUGUGCAUAUUCGAGAUAAUCUCGUAACCCGUGAUGACAUCUACAAUAUUUGGAAAGAAGUAAUAAAAGAAAGUCAAAUGAAGCACACUGUAGAAGAACAAAGUAUAGAAAUGUGGAGGAUUGAUCUUAGCCAGAAUGGAGACCUUACAUGCACAAUCCCACGAUCAGAAGAAAACGGUAAGCAUGAUAAAGGCAAACUCUUCGGCUUUACCAUUCCUACUGGUAAAGAAAUUAUACAUGAAGUUUCAGUAAUAUUGCUUGAUGCUACCCAUGGCACAAAUAAGAAUAAGAACUUACUAUAUACUUUACUAUCGCCUGAUCCAAAAACAGGCAAAGGGGUUACAAUUGCACAUCUUCUUUCAUCGCAUAAAAAUUUUGAAUCAGUACAUCACUGGCUUUACAGCCUUUGUGCACAAGUUCCUGACUGGCAAGGUCCUGCUGCAUUUCUUGUCGAUUGUGACCUGGCACAAAUUAAGGCGCUUCAUGUUGUAUUUCCAGAAAGCCGGGUUUUACUUUGUUGGUGGCACAUUGCAAGAGCUUGGAGAGAAAAUCUUGGCAAGGCUUACAAAGACAAAGCUAGCAUUAUAGGACGCAAGCUCAAUCAAAAUGAGAAAAAGUUGUUGGGGGAUGAGCUUUUUGCGGAUUUAAAAUAUUUAAUGAACAUUGAUGAUAUAAAUUUAGUUAAUGAAUUUUUGUUAAACAAGACGGAUGAACAUAGUAAUGUACGUGGUAUUGAUAAAAUGAUGUGGAUAAAAGCUUAUCGCACUAGGAUUCCAUAUGGGAAUAUGGAUACUACAAAUAUGAUUGAAUCCUGGCACAAACGUUUAAAAUAUGAUAACUUUGAAGGAAAAGUUAAUAGACGAAGACGAAUGAUGCCAGCUGAAAAAGAAGUUUGCCGAAGACAAUUAAAGGCGCAAGCACUUAUUAAUACAGUAUUAGAAGUUGGAAAUGGUGGUUAUUAUUGGACUGUCGCUUCGGAAAUGAAUCAUGAUAUAAGAUACUCUGUAGAAAAAAUUUUUGAAAAUAAAAUGACAAGAGAUCUUGAAGAUCUUAACAUUGGACGUUUAGAGAUCGUUCACAACCAAUUAUCACGGGUUCUAGAUGAAGUUCGUAGGAUAGGUGAUUUUCAAGCAGGAAAUUGGGAAAGUGAAGGUCAAAGAAUUAGUCUUCCACCAAAUUUGAAUGUUGUAAAGCAACGAAGAUAA